AUGAGCUAUUACAGCGGCUACUAUGGAGGCCUGGGCUUCGGCUAUGGCUGUGGAUGUAAUGGCAUCCGCAGACUGGGCUGUGGCUGUGGUUAUGGAGGCUACGGAUUUGGCUCUGGCUAUGGAGGCUACGGCUAUGGAGGCUGUGGCUGUGGAUGUAAUGGCAUCCGCAGACUGGGCUAUGGCUGUGGUUGUGGAGGCUACGGGUAUGGCUCUGGCUUUGGAAGCUAUGGAUAUGGCUGCUGUCGCCCUUCAUGUUAUGGAGGGUAUGGGUUUUCCAGCUUCUACUGA
Messenger RNA from Myodes glareolus (Bank vole), 288 nucleotides. RefSeq names its product keratin-associated protein 19-6-like. The record is from RefSeq and is a predicted model, not a curated record. Lineage: Eukaryota; Metazoa; Chordata; Mammalia; Rodentia; Cricetidae.